Molecule: messenger RNA, 1705 nt
Organism: Esox lucius (northern pike)
Lineage: Eukaryota; Metazoa; Chordata; Actinopteri; Esociformes; Esocidae
Product: metaxin-1
Exons: 8
Coding region: 18-989 (323 amino acids)
Biological process (GO): mitochondrion organization
Cellular component (GO): SAM complex
Source: RefSeq, a predicted model, not a curated record
AAUCAGUCAAAUGAAAGAUGGCUGCCCCCUUGGAGAUGUACUGUUGGAAAGGCGAUUGGGGUUUGCCCUCUGUAGAUACAGACUGUCUCACUGUACUGGCCUAUGCCAAGUUUGCAGGUGCUCCACUCAAAGUGUACAAGAUCACCAACCCCUGGAGAAGCCCAACAGGUGUGUUGCCAGCACUGAAGACUGCGGAGAAAAGCAUUGGUAGUCUUUCCAAACCCAGUAAUAUCAUCAUCCAUCUCAGAAAACAGAAAUACAAUGCAGAUUAUGACCUCUCAGCCAAGGAAGGAGCGGACACUCUGGCUUUUGUGUCACUACUGGAGGAGAAACUACUACCCGCAUUGAUCUACACCCAGUGGGUGGACUCGAAAAACUAUGUUGACGUGACGCGGCGCUGGUAUGCUGAGAACAUCCCUUUCCCGCUCAACUUCCUGCUGCCCAAUCGAAUACACACCCAGCAGCUGGAGAGACUGAGGCUGGUCAGAGGAGACCCCACACUGGAGCCUGGGGAGCAGCUGGAGAAGGAGCUGUACCAUGACGCGUUGGAGUGCAUGACCUUGCUCUCGCAACGCCUGGGCUCACACAAGUUCUUCUUCGGGGACUCCCCAUCGUCUUUGGAUGCAUAUGUGUUCGGUCACCUCGCCCCCCUGCUGAAGAUAAAGCUUCCUAAUGGAAAACUCCAACAACACCUCAACUCCCUGGACAACCUACGGCAGUACUGCACUAACAUCCUGCUUCUUUACUUCCCCUCAGAGGGCAAAGAGCCUCCCAGUCGCAAGGUGUCAGUCCAUCCAGAGGGUAGUGACUUUGACAGUGAGCCUCAUAAACGACGUAACCAAAUCCUGUCUGUUCUGUUCGCUCUGGGAUCCAUGCUGGGUUACGCCAUUCUGACCGGGAUCGUUAGCAUCCAACAGGUUCAGGCACAGCCAGCAUUAGCCGAACCUCACCAUGUAGACGAGAGAGGCGAGGAAGACGAAGAGGAAUGAGCAGUACUGGCUUCAUGGAGGACCAGUGCGAAGGUGUUGUUCUCGCACCUACUCCACAUACUGACAACAGAGAGACAGUUCCUCAUAUAUUGAAGUCUGCCACAGUAUGCUGUAAUACGUGUCAGUACCAACCUUGGCAUUCACCAACAUGCCUAGUUGGGUGGUUUUAUUUUGUAUUUUGCGACAUCCCAAGAAGGCAUACCUUUUCUCGACACAGAAUCUUCAAGGACGCUUUAAUUUAAUUGAAGAAGGGUAUGACUUUCCUUUUUUGGGGGUAGUUUUCUUCUGUUUUUAGGGGGGUUGAGACUUUCUAUGAUGUUUUGUCAGGUUUUGUUUUGGCAAAUGAUUUUGACUUGAUUUCAGGUCGUUACAAGUAAAAUGCUGAACUGUUUCUCACAAGGCAUCCUUUGGAUUUGUUAACCCGCCUCUGAAAUAACAUUGUCAAAUAUAUUAAACUAAAAUUUACAGUAGAACAUAAAUCUUAACUGAAAUUCAUUAUUUAAAUUGCUACACAUUUUAUAUUUCACUUUUAUUUUAAUUUUGCAGAAGAUGUUAUCCAUAUUUGAAAUCCUUCCAAGAAGUGAAAUGAAACAGACCAUGUUAGGGUAACCAACAAGGUUUUGCACAAAUGAGGAAAACAUUAUUUACAUUUUGACCUCAUGAACAUAACAUUGUUUUCAACCAUCACCCAAAUAAAGGUCAUGCAUAUGCUUUUG